This is a messenger RNA of Eufriesea mexicana, 2279 nucleotides long. Its product is annotated as transient receptor potential channel pyrexia. Gene Ontology annotation, cellular component: transmembrane transporter complex; membrane. Gene Ontology annotation, biological process: monoatomic ion transmembrane transport. The transcript has 8 exons. The coding region runs from base 12 to 2258 and encodes 748 amino acids. The record is from RefSeq and is a predicted model, not a curated record. Gene Ontology annotation, molecular function: monoatomic ion channel activity; protein binding. Lineage: Eukaryota; Metazoa; Arthropoda; Insecta; Hymenoptera; Apidae.
CUUCCGUCGAAAUGAAUUCGGAGAAUGAUCACUUAAAUUUUAUCACAUCCAUCGAAAACGACGACGUGCAAACAGCGGUGCGAAUCUUCGUCGAGAGAUUCGAUAAAAAAUUCUUACAGCCGGUCGGAGUGCUUCGCGUGACUGCUGUUCAAUUGGCAGCCUGGAAGGGUAACAUCGAGCUGUUGGAUUUAUUGUACGCAAGUCGACCCGAUAUUAACGCCACGGACAAGAUCGGGAGAUGCGCGCUGUUUCACGCGGCUCAUCGUGGAAACGCAGAGGUGGUGAAUUGGCUGCUGCAGCACGGAGCCUCCACGGAAACUAGAAGCGGAGUCGAGUACUGCUACAAGAACAUUUCCGGCUGCUCUUUGAACCCUUGCUUCAUCGGCCGAGACUUACCCGCGCCAGAGUGUUGGGGACGAACACCCAUGCACCAAGCCGUGAAGAACAAUCACUCCGCUGUCGUGAAGAUCCUGGUACACGCCGGAGCAGACGUAAACGUCAAAGAUGAACGUGGAAUCACGCCGUUGCUCCUGGCAGGAUGCACAGUUGCGAAAGAAGACUCCGACGAGGUUUCGAAAUUCAACGACAUCAUCGAUACGCUCGUUACCGCUAAGGCUAUGGCAAACGCCAUUCACCCAGAUACAGGUACUACCGCGCUACAUUCAGCGGCCUCGCUAGGAAGUCCCGUAGCAACGAAAAGGUUACUGAACGGUGGUGCGUGGCCUCUUUAUCAAUGUAAAAGCACAGGAAGUACUCCUCUUCAUCUGGCUGCCAGCACGGGUAACCCAGAGACCCUUUCAAUCCUGCUAGAGAACGUACCGGCUCGUCACGUGGACAUUCGAGAUAACAUUAAUCGAACGCCAUUGCAUAGGGCAUCUUACCAAGGCCAUCACGAAUGCGUUCAAAUAUUGAUCGAUCAUGGCGGUAACUUGGCUGCCGCAACGAAAACUGGAGUCACAGUGAUCGACGCUAUAUUCGCUCAUAUACCAACCCCGGUACUGCUCCUAAACGAUAUCUUGGACUCCCGUGUCAGGGUAAAUUCCAUCGACAAAAGUUCCCAGAUCAUCGUUGACUUCAACGUGCUAGCGCCAAAAGGGGAACUGCAAAUGGGAGUAGUUAUGUCCCUUAUUGCAGCAGCCUCGAACGUGGAACAAUUGACGAUACUGCAACAUCCGCUUGUGGAAACGUUCCUGUGGCUCAAGUGGUCCAAGCUGAGAGUAUUCUUCUUCAGUCUCGUCUUCGUCCACACCCUGCUGGUCCUUUCCCUGUCUGGUUACUCCAUAACGAUACUGCAACACGAGACUGAUUGCACCCCGUUGCGGAGGAUUCUCGCUUCCUGUUCUUUCGUUCUCUUCCUGCACAACGUGGUUCAGAUGUCGAUGGUGCCUAGACGUAACGUAUAUUUCAGAUAUUACCUGAGGCAAUUCGAGACCUGGCUAUCGUUCGCAUGCGCCCUGAUGUCGCUAACGAUCUCGAUGGUUAGCGGUUACGCGAGUGAGAUGACGAGUUCGUCGGGAGAAAAAGAAUUAAACCCUGCUCGACACCCCCCGCAGUGGCUGUUGCACUGCAUCAGCCUGGCAAUCCUGCUCGCCUGGAUGCAAAUGAUGCUGUUAAUCGGCCGCCUCCCAAUGUGCGGAUAUUACGCGCUCAUGUUCUCCACCGUGCUGAAGAAUAUUCUGAAGGUUCUCCUAGCGUUCGUCUGCCUGAUUGUCGGAUUCGCGUUCAGCUUCGCCGUUUUGUUCCACGGGAACGACCAGUUUCGCAAUUCCUGGAGGGCCGUCGUGAAGACCGUGGUAAUGAUGAUGGGUGAGUACGAGUACGGGGCUCUGUUCUCGGACGAGAAGAAUGGGAGUUCCUUCCUACCAGCCACGAGCAGGGUCGUGUUCCUUGCUUUCGUCAUGCUCGCUAGUAUCGUCCUGAUGAACCUGAUGAUCGGCCUCGCGGUCAAUGACAUCCAAGGUCUCGAGAAAGAGGGCCACAUUCGCCAAUUGCUGAAGCAGGCCGAGUUCGUGGGUCAUUUAGAAAGGCUGACAUCACACCGAAUCUUUCGCGGCAAUUGGCUACAUCCUCGGUUGGCCAGGCUGCUAGACUCGAGGCGCGGUAUUCCCACAAAAAUUACGUUCGGUUAUCACGAACGUUAUUUCCAUGAAUCAUCCCCCGGCGUGCCGGCGAGGCUGAGGGAGGCGCUGUUCCUGCUCGCCUCGGCAAACUCGCGCGACUGCAAAAGGUGGGCAACUUGUCGUGCAACGAACGGGUAAAGUUCGGUCGCCCGGCGGUCG